CAGUGACAGCAGAGGUAUUAACCCAUGCAGUGACAGUUCGUUUGAUUUUUAUCUUAUUUUUUGUUUAUAAAAAAAUAAGAUCCUCCAAAAACUAACUUUUAGUUCAGAAGUAUUAAUACAUCCUUUUAGUCUUCAAUAGGACUUAACCAUGGCUGAUGUAAGAGACAUAAUGGAAAUUGAAAGGGCCGCCACCCCGGAGCUGACCCGAGAGGCAAUUUUAGGCACAGAUAAGCCCAGGAAAAAACUCUCUGCAGGCCCCAAACCUUCCAAAAGACCGGAGGGUAUGCACAGGGAAGUUUUUGCUUUAUUGUACAAUGACAAUAAGGAUGUGCCCCCCUUAUUUCCAUCUGACACAGUUGGAAAUGGGUAUAAGCAAGUGAAAAUCAAGUUGGGAAUGAGGAGGCCUCGAAAGUGGAAGUGGAUGGCUUUCACAAACCCCGCUAGGACUGAUAAUGCCACUUUUUACCAUUGGAAGAGGCCAAGUGAUGAACCUAAGGAGUACCCCUUUGCAAAGUUUAAUAAAAAAAUUGAGCUUCCGACAUAUACUGAUGUAGAGUACCAACAGCAUUUGACAUGUGAGUCAUGGUCCAAAGAGGAAACCGAUCAUCUUAUGGAUUUGGCUCAGAGAUUUGAUUUGAGGUUCAUUGUCAUGGCCGACCGAUAUGACACUGAGAAGUUUAGUAAGAGAUCAGUGGAAGAUUUAAAAGACAGAUAUUAUAAAAUACAUGGGAUCCUUGCCAAGUUGAAUGGUGAAAAGAAAAUUUACACUUAUGAUGCCGAACAUGAGAAGAAAAGGAAGGAGCAGCUCAGGAAGUUGUAUGAGAGGACACCAGCACAAAUGGAUGAAGAGCAGUUCCUCCUAGGUGAACUGAAGAAAAUAGAAGUGCGCAAGAAGGAGAGAGAACGUAAAACCCAAGACUUACAAAAGUUGAUUAGUCAGGCUGAUAGCCAGAAUGACACUCCAAGGAAAACUGACAAAAAAAUCCAGAAAAAAAAAGUUCCUAACCCCAGUAGACCUUCCAGAGUGGACACCAAUUACAUUUUACAGGCUGUUGAAAGCGCAGGCAUAAAAUUCCCUGAUUACAAAAACAGUGGGGUCUCCCUAAGGUCCCAAAGGAUGAAAUUGCCUGCCAAUGUGGGCCAGAAAAAGUCAAAAGGGAUUGAGCAAGUGUUACAAGAUUUAGGAUUAGAAUUAAAUCCCACACCCUCAGAAGAGGUGUGCCAACAUUUUAAUGAACUGAGAAGCGAUACAGUGCUGCUAAUUGAAAUCAAAGCUGCACUGGCAACAUGUGACUACGAGCUGCAGUCUUUGAGGCAUCAAUAUGAGGCCUUGGCACCUGGAAAGACUUUGAUCAUUCCUCCCCAACUAACCAACGGGGAAACCGACCUGAAUAAGACAAACCCGGGGGAAAUCAUUGAUGUAGUCGGCUCGCCGGGGACUCCAUUGAAUACCUAGCUAACAGUUUUACGAAUUAGGAUAUAAUUGUGGUAGUUUUUAAAAAUGCAUUCUCAUGUUUAGGUAUAUGUGUAUUAUAUAGAUGUAAUAAAUGGACUUCCUUCAUGUUGUUAUUAAGGACAGAAAAUAGGAAAUUAAAAAAAAAACAUAUUGGGUUAUAUGUAUUUAUUAAACUGUAACCAUAAUACAGAUAUUCAAUAUUAAAGUAAUUCACCUUAAAAA
Molecule: messenger RNA, 1678 nt
Organism: Anthonomus grandis grandis
Lineage: Eukaryota; Metazoa; Arthropoda; Insecta; Coleoptera; Curculionidae
Gene: DMAP1
Product: DNA methyltransferase 1-associated protein 1
Exons: 8
Coding region: 149-1456 (435 amino acids)
Biological process (GO): DNA repair; negative regulation of transcription by RNA polymerase II; chromatin remodeling
Cellular component (GO): Swr1 complex; NuA4 histone acetyltransferase complex; nucleus
Molecular function (GO): transcription corepressor activity
Source: RefSeq, a predicted model, not a curated record